Cladocopium goreaui is the source of this 1506-nucleotide messenger RNA. The record is from the annotation of a GenBank genome assembly. NCBI's taxonomy places the organism in Eukaryota, Dinophyceae, Suessiales, Symbiodiniaceae.
AUGACGCUGGAGUCUACGUCUUUUGUUGCUAAAGAAUCCUUCUCUGAUCGGUUCGAGUACUUGGUUAGAUGCGGAGAUUUGAUGCUUCCACUUUCAGACGCAGAGGAGCAGGACAGUGCUGUCAGUGAGUUCAAGGCCAAGAUCAAAGAUGAAUCUCAUGAGGUUACGGUACUUCCACCAGUUGUGCUGGGUCUGGGGUUCGCGAAGCUCCGCCACAAACUCGCAGCUUUGUUGCACCAAUUUCGGUUGGAACUUGGAAAUGAUCUGGAUGUCAUCCAGGCUUACUGUCGCAGUGUCCUAUCAAUCUGCACUGAUCAGGGCACAGAAGCUGGGAUCUUUUCUGUUCCUUCCAUUGAUAUUCACAAGCACCUCAUCAAUGAGGCAAAGGCGUUGUCCAGUGCUUGCCCUCCUGGGGUCCUCUGGGCCUUGAAAGAUUUGGUGCCGGCGCCGGGUAGCGGCGGUCAUUUGCAAGUGGGAAGUGGCGGUGAUCAAUUAUUGCCCAGUGACAAUGAUCCAGGUCCAGUGCCGAGUGAAAUGGCCAUGCCCGAUUGCAUCAAGCACUCGAUGGACAAUUGUUUGCACGAUGUGUGGGGCUCACUGAGGGCGAGGGAUUUGUUCUUGAAGCAACUCGGAGCAAUCGAGUACCUCAUGAAGCAGCCCAUGCUGCGGUCCAAACUGGCAUUUGUUUUCUUUAAUGAGGCAACGACAUUUGACAAGACAUUUUCACAGUUGUUGAAACAUUGGGGGCCGACACUGCAAUCUCUACGAUGGCAUGCUGUUAUUGAAUUUCUUCAGAGUUUGUUGAAGCUUGAAGAGGGGCUCCGGAAGAAGUGGAACUUGGAACGAUGGAUGAAGUCUUUGCCUUCUGAUCGCAAAGAACAGGGGGGGGAAGGCAGAGUGCAGCCUUCGGUCAGCUACAAACUGAUGGAUCAAGCCGUUCACAGUGCUUUCUUUUGGAUGUAUGGUAGAAUGCUGUUACAUAUCAGCGAUGCCAGCGAGACUCUUUCACUUUGGUCAGAGGGGUGCUGGCUUCAUAGGAACAAAUGUUCCCAGAAGACAUGUUCUUUCAAAGGAGCACGCGCCCCCGAACUGGCGUCCGGGGCACACAAGUUUUUGCUGCAGCGGUUCAAGUCCUCGGCCGAUGUACAUCUCAGCAGCAUGUCUUCAAAUUUGAAGCCUGACGAAGCCCACCGUUUGGCCACUGACUUCCACAUCGCCAGCUCCAGGUUGUCUCUGGAAUGGGAACUGCAGCUGCAUUUUUGGGAUUUAUUUCCAUGGAAGCUGGCAAGCCUCGCGGUGCCAAACCUGGAAAUGGCACAGGUAAAUGCCCGCCAUGUCCUUCAAAUGUGGCGUGAUAUGGGGAAGUCCCAGCAACAAUGCAGCCAUCCAAUGACGAGGAGGUUCUUAGAUCCAGACUGGGCAGGCAGGUGUGAUGGUUUCACAGGGCGCCAUGCCAGCCAGGAUCGUUACUUAGCAGGUAGUUUUUCAUCCAUUCUGUAUUGGUAG